Molecule: messenger RNA, 4533 nt
Organism: Melozone crissalis (California towhee)
Lineage: Eukaryota; Metazoa; Chordata; Aves; Passeriformes; Passerellidae
Gene: FUT9
Product: fucosyltransferase 9
Exons: 3
Coding region: 174-1304 (376 amino acids)
Cellular component (GO): membrane
Molecular function (GO): alpha-(1->3)-fucosyltransferase activity
Source: RefSeq, a predicted model, not a curated record
CUGUAUUCUAGGAUGCAUCACAGAUGGAAGAUUUUGUCUCCACAGCCACAAUGUUCUGUCUGCUGAAUCUCAUCUGCGCUGAUUUACAAGCCCAAAGCUGUCACAGACCCCAAUUACUCCCUUAACAGAGGAUUCAGUCAGUACAAGAGAAACAGUUACACGAUAUUAGUUACAUGAUAAUUUCUGUACCUACUUUCAGAAUGCUGUACAAAGAAGAGCAAAUUAUGACAUCGACAUCUAAAGGAAUUUUCCGGCCAUUUUUUAUUAUCUUCAUUAUCCUUGGUUGUUUCAUGGCAUUUAUAUUAAUUUAUAUCAAACCAACAAAUAGCUGGAUUUCUGGUCCUAUAGAAUCAGCCAGUUCAGUGUUGAAAAUGAAGAACUUCUUUUCUUCCAAAACUGAUAAUCUCAAUGAAACUACUGUUUUGAUCUGGGUUUGGCCAUUUGGUCAGACGUUCGAUCUGACGUCCUGCCAAACGAUGUUCAACAUCCCCGGGUGCCAUCUGACCAUUGACCGCUCGCUCUAUAACCGAUCCCACGCUGUCCUCAUUCAUCACAGAGACAUCAGCUGGGAUCUGGCCAAUUUACCUCAGCAAGCCAGGCCACCGUUCCAGAAGUGGAUUUGGAUGAACUUGGAGUCUCCAACUCAUACUCCACAAAAGAGUGGCAUCGAACACCUUUUUAACCUGACCCUGACUUACCGGCGUGAUUCAGAUAUCCAGGUGCCUUAUGGCUUCAUGAUGGUUGGCACCAGUUCCUUCACAUUUGAAGUACCAAGUAAGGAAAACUUGGUCUGUUGGGUUGUGAGUAACUGGAACCCUGAGCACGCUCGAGUCAAGUAUUACAAUGAGCUCAGCAAAUACAUUGAAAUCCACACCUACGGACAAGCCUUCGGAGACUACGUCAAUGACAAAAACCUCAUUCCAACUAUCUCCACGUGCAAAUUCUACCUUUCCUUUGAAAAUUCAAUCCACAAAGAUUACAUUACUGAGAAACUCUACAAUGCUCUUCUGGCUGGAUCAGUACCAGUCGUACUGGGCCCUUCCAGAGAAAAUUAUGAGAAUUACAUUCCAGCAGACUCUUUCAUACAUGUGGAAGAUUUUCUCUCCCCCAGAGAGCUGGCAGAAUAUCUUCUGAUGCUUGACAAAAAUAAUAAGAUGUAUCUUAGUUAUUUCAACUGGAAGAAGGAUUUUUCAGUGCAUCUUCCUAGGUUCUGGGAAUCACAUGCAUGUCUAGCUUGUGAUCACGUGAAAAGACACCAGGAAUACAAGUCCAUUGGAAAUUUAGAAAAAUGGUUUUGGAAUUAAUUUGUGGGGGGUGUGUGUGGGUGUGUGUGGGUGCGUGUGUGCAUUUUUUUGAAGAAGCCAGAAAGGACUUCAGUCCAAGUGGAGAGGAGAGGAAAAGCGAAAAAAAGGAAGGAAAAGAGAAUCUCACAUCAUGGUUUAUCAGUUAUUCUCUUUUGGCUAUCCUAUUUAUAUUUUGUAAGAGAUUUUAAAAGAUCAGCAGCAGCAGUCAUCAGUACUCAGUUUCAAAUUAUAAUAGAUAUACUAAUUAUGUGCACUGAAGAGUAUUUGAUUGCUUAUUAUAAAUUUAAAACAAGAUUUUCCACAUUUUCUGUGAAACAUGUCUCAGUCUUUCACUUGAAGUACUCAUUUUUAUAUUUUCUUUUUUUUUUUUUACCAUUAUCUUUGUUGUUUAACCUAUUUGGAAAAUGAGGAAACAAUUUUUAAAUGUCAGAGAAAAUUUUAAGAACAUAAUUUGUUGUUCCAGAUAGAAAUAUGUGUAACACUUCAAAAGACAGCUAAGUUUCAUAUGUUCAUCUUGCAUUUAAGAGCACAGUAGAGUACAAUACCUAUCAUUAUGGAAGUGUGAUUAAUUGCCCCCUUUUUAAGGGUAAUGAACCUAGAACUAUAGCUUUUUAAACGUAUUAGAAUAGUGGAUAGUCUUUGUUUCUAAAAAGGUUUCCUAACAAAUGGUCCCUUUAGGUUGCCUUAGGAAUAUGUCUCUUCUUACCCUCUGAAGAAAAGAGAAGUCAUAUUUAGAGAAAAUGACUAAUCCUGCUGACCAGAACCCAGAUUAAUCAAAUUUUUGAGUGUAUUCAAACACAGCACACCCUUGGCCUUCAAUAUGUCUCAAGUAUUUUUAAUCUGAACCAGGGCUUUAAGUAGUGUUACACUGAAAUAAACAGAUUUUAAAAAAGGUGUUUUAUUACAUCAGACUUAUGCACUGAAUUCAGCUGGUAAUAAUGGAUUUUUAGAAGCACUUUGCUGAGAAAUUUUAGAAAGCUCUCUCAUAUAAUUUCUUGAAUAAUAGUGAAUUUUCCCCCAAUUCUAUAAACAUCUGUUGAAUUUUAACUGUAGCUGGACAACUUGAUGUUAUGACACAUAAGUGCGGGAAAAAUUACUAAGCAGUCAAUUUUCUGAGAGAAAUUUGCUGAAAUUUAGUAAAUAAGCUAUGAGGCUAUAUAAACUUCCAACUUACCAAGCUAAUAAAUUUGGGGGGUUGAAAAUAUUGUGUAUGAAAGGUAUUACAAAUGAACUCUUCAGAGCAACAACUGCUAUCAAUAUUUGAUAAUAUAAGUAGGUUUUUAAGUAUCAAAUUUGCUCUAAUAGCAAAACCAAAAUUUUGAUGGUUGUCAUAAUUUUAAGAUGUCUGCUUCAAACAUGUAUCAUUUGAUUUUACUACUUCUUUCUCUCAGCUAAGACGAAUUUCUGAUUGCCAUAUAUAUUCAUAUAUACAAGGUUGGUUUAAUGGCAUAAAUGUAGGGGUAUGCUUUAAUAUCAAAUGACAGCAAAUCAGCUUGGAUUUUCAGGUCAAAGUGCUGCAAAUCACACCUGCUACUGGAAAAAAAAAAAAGAAAAAAGGUAAACUGGAAAGACUUCUGCUUGUGAGAUGAAUAAGACCCUGGUCAAGCUAAGUAGUUAAUCAAGUAACUGAGAUUAAAUUUGCAGACAAAAAAGUUGCUGCAGUAAGGAAAUGAGAGAUAAAUUAUAAAUAUUUAGCAAAAGACAGUGGGACUUAUUACAGGCUGGAAUAGAAACACAAAAGGCUAUAAGAGUAAUUAGUUAAAUUUAUAGAACUCAAAACCCCAUGGAAAAGUUGUAGAAUUACUUCUGCUCUGCCUGUGGUUUCAAAAGCUGUAUUCUGAUCCAGCUAGCUUUCAAUAUACUGUGAAUCACCUAAACUCACCAGCAUUCUAGUAUGCAGCAAGAUAAGCUUACCUUGAACAUUAAUGCAAUACAAGGAAACUGAGUCUUCUAAAAACAAACUUCUGAUGUGCAUGUAAUAUAAGUAGUAUCUUAUCAUUUUGAAGGCAAGUUUCUUUAGCUUUUAGUCUGUCCUACAGGACAUCAUAACAUUUUUUUUUCAGGAGGACUGUGAAAUUCUCAGUGACUGAACAUACCACUGGUUUGGCUGAAUAACCUGAUUCCCUCAGUGCUGGAAUUUGGAAGUCCUUUGCAUUAACCUCAAUGAGAGGUGAAUGUGUACAACCAUUCCUCACUUCAGAUUGUGAGCGCUGUUCAAUGUGUUAGAAGGCCUUGGGUGGAUUCAGACUGGUUCCUUGGCAGCAAAUUCAGCUAAGUCCUUAUAGUAAUAACAAGAAAGAAUAUAUAAGAUAUAUGAAGUGUGAAAUAUUGGUCAGUGUAUACACAGGAAAGUUUUGCAAUAUACUCUGAAUUUUAAUCCUGUAAGUAAUGUCUUUACCUCUGUAAGCACAAGAUCUAGCCAGCAUGGCUAAUCUUAGGCUGAAUUUUAAGAAAUGGAAAAGUCUUUUGAUGGAACUGGAAGGAGUGAAGAGUGUUGUUCUCUUCACAAGAAGAAAAGCUCCACACAAGGCUUGUAUAUAUUUCAUUCAGGAAACAUUGCUAAAAUUGCUUCAAAGAUUAAUAAAACAGGAGAGAAAUCUAAUUCAGAAUUGUGCAUAAGAAUCACUACCCAGUCCUAAAAAAUAUACAUGACCCUAAUGCUGCACUGGCAUUCUUGAAGAGUAAGUGCUGGAACAAAAUUGAGUCAAUUUAUUAUGAAGAUUUUAAGGUGAUCUGCAAGUAUCAGGUCUUAAGCCAUUUUGGAUGGAAAUAUCUUUGCUGACAGAAGAUGAAGCAAUUUUGGGCAUGUUCAGCCUAUGAUGAUGUAGUAAAUGAUGUGAAGCAAUGGAUACAAAACAUCUGUGCUCAAUGCAUGCACGAAGGCUGCCUGCCUAGACCUAGACACUUAACUCACCUAAGGCUGCUCCCAGUCAGUAUCUGACAUUCAGCUCUGUGAGGUCUGUGCUUCUUUUGUGAUCUACUCUACAUGGGCAGCAAGCACAGACACUCAAAUAACAAAUCACUGUGAAAGAAAAGGAGCAAACUUAAGCAACUGUGGAAGGGACUAGACAAAAUAGGUAUUGUGCUUUGGUACUGCUGGCAAAAGAAGAUAAUUACCUCAAAAAAAGUGAACUAGAAGUUGAGAAAUCACACCAGUCCUAAUUGUUUUUUCAAGAAAUUCCUUUCAGACAUUCAGGUUUUUUUGUUUGCUAGCCCACAACAAUCUUGA